Messenger RNA from Zymoseptoria tritici IPO323, 1080 nucleotides. RefSeq lists its product as uncharacterized. The transcript has a single exon. Lineage: Eukaryota; Fungi; Ascomycota; Dothideomycetes; Mycosphaerellales; Mycosphaerellaceae. Gene Ontology annotation, cellular component: membrane. The coding region runs from base 1 to 1080 and encodes 359 amino acids. The record is from RefSeq and is a predicted model, not a curated record.
AUGUCCAACAACAUCACAUCCGCCGACAGUUGGUCACUUUACCCCUACGACCCAAACAAAGCCGCCCCUAUCGCCUUCGCCGUCCUUCUAACCCUCAUCGCCCUCACGCAAAUCUACCAGUCCUUCAUCCGCUUCUACUGGCGCGCCUUCGGCGGCGUGAUGACCUGGGCCAGUCUGGUUUGGAUCGCAGGCUUCAUCUGCCGGAGCAUCUCCGUUCGCCAAGUCCAAACCAUCGGCCUCUUCAUCGCCCAAUAUGUACUCGUACUCAUGGGUCCGCCGCUCUACUCCGCUGCUGAGUACUUCAUUCUCGGCCGACUUUUGGGAUAUCUGCCGUAUCAUACGCCGAUUCAUCCUGGUCGGGUAUUGAGUACGUUUAUCCUACUCAGCACGGUGGUGGAAACUCUUACUGGCUCUGGAGCGGGGAAUAGUGCUGGUACUGGGCGCGAUCCGGCACAGAAGAAAAUCGGACUGGAUCUAGUCAAGUCUGCAUUGAUUCUGCAGUGUUUCGUGGAGGUGUUCUUCUUCUCCCUGGUCGCGACCGUGGAGAUCAGGUGUCGCAAAGCAAAAAACUUCCCGAUGAAUGUGAGAAAAGUCUGCUACCUCCUCUACAUCACCAGCGCAAUGGUCUUGCUCCGCUGCAUUGUGCGCACGAUCGAAGGCUUCGAAGCGUCCGCCUGCGCUCCGGAUCGAGAGGAUCCUUACUGCGGUCCCGUAUCUCGCAAUGAGUGGUUCCUCUGGACGUUCGAAGUCAGCAAUAUCACGCUGUUCGUGAUCCUCCUCUGCGUCUUCCAUCCCGGCAACUAUCUCCCGCGCGAUAGUCUGGUGUUCUUGGAUCAGACGGAUGGGAAGACGGAAAGAGUCGGUCCAGGCUUCAGCAAGGCGGACAAGAGACCUUUGCUCAGGACGGUGAUAGAUCCGUUCAAUAUCGCUGGAAUCUUGACGGGUAAGGGGUUGACAUUGCAUAAAUUUUGGGAGGAGAGCUGGCCAGCAUAUGACGGACAGCGCAUUGUGAGGCCUCAGAGUGAGCCCGACAAUGUGGAGAGGUCGUCCGUGAUUGUCGAUGGAUCUGGGAAAAAGUGA